CUCAGCCUUACAGCGAGCUCGAGCGGUCGAGCCCGUCGUCACCGGAAACAAAGCCAAGCGCCACCGCCUACCGGAAUUUCCACCGCAUAAACCGAUAACCCGUCGAAUGAAAAGCAAAAAGGAGAAGUUGGCAGCUUAAUUCUCCGUUUCUGUUAUGGCCGCAGCAUCGUCGCCUGCCUUAAGCAACCCCAACGCGGAUUCCCCCGCCGCCGUCUCCACCCCUCCUCCGACCACCAACGCCUCGAAGAAUCUACGAGGGCUUAACAAACCUAAGUGCAUCAAGUGUGGCAACGUCGCUCGAUCUAGGUGCCCAUACCAGUCAUGCAAAAGCUGCUGUGCAAAAGCUCAGAAUCCCUGUCACAUACAUGUUCUUAAAGGUCAAUCAAAUCUUCUAGAUAAGGCACUGUCUUCAGGCUCUCCUAUAGUAGACCAACAAUCCACUGAGGCAUCUCACCCCGGGGCCUCACACAGACCUGCUUCUUUUCGUCAGCUUUCAACAAAUUUUGCUCAGUUUAAUAAUUUGCAAACCCCACUCAGAAGGAAGCCACUAACAAGAAAGGAUGCACAAGUUAUAAACGAAUGGAGAUUUUUAAAGUUGAAGGAAUUUAGGGACAACAACAUUGAAAUUGAAAACGAGGCGUUUGAUCGCUACAUGCAAAAUGUUUUUCUGUUAGAGGAGGCAUUUGGGGUGAAUUCCGAACAAGAUGGGCAGGCCGAGGACGGAUCUUCCUCAGAAAAUCCCAAACCAGCCACCGAAGAGGCGGUGAGUAUGGAAGCAAUGGUAGCCGGGUUUAAGUUGCAGCUCAGAUCAGAUCCGGUUAGAAUCGAGAAUACUAGGAAGAGGAUGCAAUACAUAGUCGAUCAGGGGCUAAAGAAGCUUAGGAAGCUGGAACUCGAUGAAGUCACCGGUGAUCUCAGUCAACCCGAAAACCCGGAGACAUUCAAGUCGCCACAAGCCGAGUGGACUUCGGCCUUGGGUGACCUGAUUGACAAGAUGAACAAAGCCCGGAACGAGGAAGAUUUAAAAGCUUGCUGGGAGAUGAAAACCGAGCUGUUUAACAGACACAAGGAGAAACAGGAAAGCUCUGAGUGCGUCGAAGCUUCCAAGGAUCCAUGUCUGCCAAUUCCCCAAACUGGCAUAUCCCUGAGAGGAGAGUCGAGCUAUUCUCCACCAAAAUGGUUUAGCACAACCGCCAUUGAUGACGAGGAGUUGUGCCAGAUUAGUGCACAGUUUGAUUCACUUGAGGACAUAGAAGACUUAUAAACUUAAAAACAAUAAGCAUCUAGUUCUUGUAAUUGCUGUGCAGCUUACGUCGACGAAUUGGUUUUAGGUAGAAUUGAAGAACUGUGUAGGUUUCAAUUUCUUAUACGUUGGAUGUUGGUAAUAUUCUUAUUACAAUGUCGACUAAACUAGAAGCUUAAUUAGGCCCUUAGCUAGAGAUUUUGAAGAGGUGGAUUUUAUUCA
This is a messenger RNA of Ipomoea nil (Japanese morning glory), 1465 nucleotides long. RefSeq lists its product as uncharacterized. The transcript has 5 exons. NCBI's taxonomy places the organism in Eukaryota, Viridiplantae, Streptophyta, Magnoliopsida, Solanales, Convolvulaceae. The record is from RefSeq and is a predicted model, not a curated record. The coding region runs from base 155 to 1264 and encodes 369 amino acids.